AGCCCAGCAGAGGUGCCGGCCUGCAAACAGGAAGCCGAACAUCUGACCAAUCAGCUGCAGCGUGUCAGGGUGACCCGGUCGAGGUCGGAGGAAGCUCCCGCGGAGGAAGCGGCUCUCUGGCGUUUUUAACUUUCCACAAAAAAUCUCAGUGGGUUUUAAAUAGUAUCCCGGGAAAAACCCGGCAUUUCAAAUCCGCACCGUGAAAUAAAUGGAGUGGAGGGAAAAGACGAUGUCACAUUAAUGUAAACUGCAGCAAAUUGAGAUACACUCAGUUACUUCUCAGCAGCUCCCUGCCGGACAGAAGAGGCUGGAGGUCCGGAGAAUCAGGCGCAGAGAAACGCCUGCGCUGCGUGUUAGUGAAUCAAAGCACCGACACCGACUGGCCAUCGUUAGUCGGCUGCACGGCACCGGACCGCAUUAACACUCCGAGCUCAUUUAGGAUGACUCAGCAGGAUCACGCAUGUACUGAGAAGACGAGGCGCCUUCUCAAAACUGCAGAUACCCUGAAAUAAAGCGUGUUGAAAAAUGGGAGCAAACGUCAAGUCUGGGGGGACGAUCACAAACCGAGAAUCAUCCAAAAAAGCAUCAAGGUUCGCUUUUAUUUGGCGGUUUGGACCGAAUCUUCACCGAGAACCCACUGGAGCAAAUGAACUGUUUAUUUAUAUCAGUUCAUGUGUGAAGGAGGACUCCGCGAGUUUUGAACCUGGGCCUCAUUUUCCCACGUUUUUGGCCAUAAAACGAUGGAUAGGGCCAGAAAUGUGUCCAGCCGGUCCACUACUGAGCAGGAACCGUGAUCCCACGGGAUCCCGUGGGCGAAUGUCCACGUCAAAGUACGCGGACUACAGAGCUCCAGGCUCAGAUUGUUAUUUUAACCGUCUCACAACACUGACCAGCAACUCCUGUGUUCCUCGAGGUAAAACAACUGUUUAUGUCAAUGGAGUCUGGCGGCUUUGACGGGCUGUUUCUGGGUGAACAAAAAGGAUCUUACCCUUUCUUUUUUUUUUUAUCCCACUGUGGUGAGAGGGACUAGAGCGCGGGACGUGGGUCGCUGUGGGGGCCGCCGCCUCUCUAAACAACAUCUCCUAGAAACGAUCCGGACCGUCCAAGCGUUCAAGCGUUGAGAGAGAGAAAGAGGAAGCGGUGUGUGUAUAUAAGCUGGUGUUGAAGUGGAUCUGAUCAUCAGAGACUCGACAGACGAACUUCCCUCCUUCAUCUGAGCGACGUCACCGGAACGUGUGAUAUACAUUCUUCUCGCUUUCCGUCCAGCGACCACCAUGUCUCAUCCAACCGACGGAUCGCACACCUUCAGGGGGCGCUACGCCAAGCCGGUGCCGACCACUAACCUCAUCGAAGCCGACGACUUCCCAGAAUUUGAACCUUUUCAAGAAGAUGCUUACACGGAGGCAACGCCUAGAGGACAUCCACCCGCCGGAGAGCCUCUGUCGGUGCAGAACGUCGACAUGUGUCAGCAGAUCAACAAACCGAACCACUUCACGUCCGCCUACGACGUCGAGAACCUGGUGGUCCGGCGCGGUCAGGAGUUCGUGGUGAGGGUCACCUUCAGCCGCCCGCUGACCGAGGGAGACGAAUUCCAGCUGGAGUUCCUGAUUGGCUCCAACCCUUCUCCCAGUAAGGGCUCCCUGGUGGUGGUGGCAUUCGGCUCCCAACGGGGCGGCCCGUGGUCGGGCCAGAUCCUGGAGGCUCAGGGUGAAUCGGUGACGCUGGGCAUCACCCCGACACCGGACGCCAUCGUGGGGAAGUUCCGUACCUACGUGGCCAUCGUGACGGGCGGCGGCCUGCAGAGGACAAAGAGGGACACCGUGACUGACCUGUACCUGCUCUUCAACGCCUGGUGUCCCGAAGACCCUGUGUUUCUCCCUAACGAAGCAGAACGGAGGGAGUACGUCCUGAACGACUGCGGUGUGAUCUAUCAGGGCUCAGUCGGAUCUGUCUCCGAACGCAACUGGAUUUAUGGACAGUUUGAGCGUGGCAUCCUGGACGCCUGCAUUUACAUCCUGGACGCGUCCCGGAUGCCGAUCUACAGCCGAGGCGACGUCACCAAACUGGUCAGGAAGGGGUCUGCCAUGAUUAACUCGCAGGACGACAGCGGCGUGUUGGUGGGGAACUGGAGUGACGACUACUCCAUGGGCCACUCCCCGACUUCCUGGACAGGCAGCGUCAAGAUCCUGCUGCAGUACGUCAACACCGGAGUCCCCGUCUGCUUCGCCCAGUGCUGGGUGUUCGCUGGAGUCUUCAACACCUUCCUGCGUGGCCUCGGCCUCCCAGCGAGGGUCGUCACCAACUUCUCUUCAGCUCACGACAACACGGGCAACCUGAAGACCGACCUCAUCUUCAAGCCUGAUGGGACGCCAGACGAACGCAACACCAGGGACUCCAUCUGGAACUACCACUGCUGGAACGAGGUGUUCAUGGUGCGUCCAGACUUGCCCCCCGGCCUCGGAGGAUGGCAGGUGGUGGACGCCACGCCCCAGGAGACCAGCGACGGACAUUUUCGCUGUGGUCCAGCCUCAGUCGCUGCCAUUAAGGAAGGUCUGCUGUGCCACCCGUUUGACUCCGGAUUUGUCUUCGCUGAGGUGAACAGCGAUGUGAUCUUCCUGAAGCGGGAUCGCUACGGGAAUCUGAGUCCGUACAGGGUGGAUAAGACUCAUAUUGGACAGGCUGUUCUCACCCAAGCAGUGGGCAGCACAGCACCUAUGGACAUCACGCACAUGUACAAGUAUCCUGAAGGUAGUGCAGAGGACAGCAGGACUGCGGCUCGGGCGGAGGAGUACGGCUGUCAGAGGGAUCACUCUGAGCUGGCUGACGCCCAGCUGUCGGUCGUCAUCAACGCUGACCAGUGCUCCCUGGGUCAGGACUUGAACCUGGUGGUGGAUUUCCUAAACCAGGGUGAGCUCCCCAGAACUGUCCACGCUCACCUGGCCGGGUCCGUCAUCUUCUACACCGGAGUCACAGCCAGUCACUUCAAAGAUCAGGACUUCAUUGUCUCAGUGCCAGCCUACCAGACGGAGCGUGUGAUGUUGAAGACCACAGCUCAGGAGUACAUGCCUCACCUGGGCUCUCAGCUGUGCCUCCACUUUGUUGUGACCGGACAGGCUGACGACCAAUCAGUGACCGCCAUCAAGGUGAUCGACCUGCAGACCCCGAGGCUGACCAUGAUGGUGAACGGCCAGCCUCAGGUGCAGCAGGAGAUGUUUGUGACCGUUUCCUUCACCAACCCGUUCAACUUCUCCCUGCAGAACGUCAACCUGGCCAUGGAGGGAUCUGGACUCAUGGGCGUCAAGACGCAUUACUACAGUGAAAUCAAUCCUCAGGCUUCGAUCUCCUGGAAGGAGUCGUUCUUCCCCCGGCUCCAUGGACCCCGACGCCUCGUAGCGGUGAUGGACUGCAGCAACCUGCGUCAGGUGUGGGGAGUCGUUGAUGUCGUCAUCUCAGCCUGAGAUGAUUGGUUCACAGAACGGUGACCCCUGCCCCUCGUCAAUUCCACCAAUCACAGCAGCUUCAGAUCGAGUGGGCGGAGCCAUUAGGCGGCACUAGUAAUGGUUUGUUUCUCCCCUCGACGUGUAGGUCACAGUAUCAUUAACAUACAUGGAACCGGAGUGACCACACUUACCAAUAAUUUACUGAUUACUUACUUAUUCAUUUUUUUACAUUUUAAAUCAUUUUAAAUCUGUUUUCAGCUAAAUAAUAAUUAAUCAGAUUUUUAAGUGGGGAACUCGAUGCAAAAUACCUAAAUGCGGCAUUUACAGACUGGAUUUUUGUGUUUUCAGACACAAAAUUCAGGUGAAAGUUUUUGUCCCGGAAUGAAGGUAAUUUCAAAAUAUGAUAUUUUUCUCAGGUAGUUUCACCUUUAAAAGCCCAGUUUAAUCAUCAAAUUAAAAAAAACAAAACAAAACAAAAAACUCUACCUUUUCAUGAUAAGAUGGGAUUUGAAAACUUUUCUGAGCAGAAAACAGUGAGGUGGACACAGUGUGAACGGGCUUGACAGCAGCUCUCCUCCGUCAGGUCUCCCCACUCUGACAAAAUGAGUUGAUAUGAAAUGUGAAUCAAUAAACAAAAUCUGUUAAAUGAGGAAAAUCUUUUUAAAUUUCAGCCUCCUAUCGGAUGAAAACUGAUGUGAUUGUACCUUUUUUUUUUUUUCUCUGCU
Molecule: messenger RNA, 4165 nt
Organism: Xiphias gladius (swordfish)
Lineage: Eukaryota; Metazoa; Chordata; Actinopteri; Istiophoriformes; Xiphiidae
Product: coagulation factor XIII A chain-like
Exons: 19
Coding region: 1275-3458 (727 amino acids)
Biological process (GO): blood coagulation, fibrin clot formation; peptide cross-linking
Molecular function (GO): protein-glutamine gamma-glutamyltransferase activity
Source: RefSeq, a predicted model, not a curated record